Messenger RNA from Castor canadensis (American beaver), 2265 nucleotides. RefSeq names its product SPOUT domain containing methyltransferase 1 (gene Spout1). Gene Ontology annotation, molecular function: miRNA binding. Lineage: Eukaryota; Metazoa; Chordata; Mammalia; Rodentia; Castoridae. The record is from RefSeq and is a predicted model, not a curated record. Gene Ontology annotation, cellular component: mitotic spindle; spindle pole centrosome; kinetochore. Gene Ontology annotation, biological process: miRNA processing; maintenance of centrosome location.
UUGCUCCUUGGAUCCAUCACAGUCGAGUCAAGCCAGCUUCUCUCAAGUGGAAAUGCAUCCCUGAUCCGGCUUCAUCAAGUAAGAUCAUCCUCUGAAACCUGAGUGCCCUCCCUCAGCAGGACCCCACUUCCCAGGAAACAAUGGGAGACCACCGGCAGCGGGAUGACAGCCCUGCUCUAGUCACCUGCGGAAGCUGAGCAUCCUACACACAGCAGAAGCUUGAGGAGUCGACUCUCCAAAGGCACAAACGGACUGUUUUCCACACCGGUUACUUCACUGUACUGCACUGUCACCCCGUGUCUGUAUCCCUUGCUGUAGUUCUUACCCGAGUCUUCGCCAUAAGCUCGGCAGAAACCACACCUGCCAACUGGACUCACGGCGAAAGGUUUUUAUUAGCUCUCUUCUGCCUCUUUUGGGCAGGAUGCAUAAUGACCGUUUAUUGUUACUGAGGUGGUUUCCCUUCGUGGUCUCAGAGCCCUCCUCCUGGGCCCUGUGUAUGCACACUACUCAGGCAGGAAGUGCUGUCACUGGGACGGUGCUUCUCCAUACUUACUGUUCCUGUGCAGGCUCUGUCAUCGGGUCGUGCAUUCGCAACCACACCAUCUAUCUCGUGUGCGCCCAUGGUAAGCAGCAGAUCUGCUUCAACCCCGCUUACCGCCCCCGGGAGCAACGGUUAGAGACCAGGAGCACCCGCAACCCUGGGACCUCGUCAGCCGCACCCAGGCUUUUAGCCCUGAGAAAGCAGCGGCAGCGCUUUGAUGCACGUGCGGCCAUAGACCACGGUGGGGGUGGAGGUCCAGGCUGUGGGCGUGGAGGCGUGACUUGAGAAAGAGCCUGCACGUCACAUGGUCCAGGACAGUAAUGCUGCCCAUCUGAUGUCCACGCGAUCCUGCUACCUACCAAACACGCUGGGUCUCGCGCUCCCCACCAGCUGAACACACCUGAGCUGGAGCGCACCACAGCCGCCUAGAGCCUGGGUCACGCCCCCACGCUCCAUUGGGCCUCCGAUUGGAUAAUUCCUCGAGGGUGUGGCCGGAAGAGAGGAGUCUGAUUGACAGGGGCGUGGCCUAGGGCGUCCCGCGGAACAUGGCGGAUCCCAGUAGGAAGCGGCCCUGUGGCCCGGGUGAACAUGGCCAAAGGGUUGAGUGGCGAAAAUGGAAGCAACAGAAGAAAGAGGAGAAAAAGAAGUGGAAGGACCUCAAGAUGACAAAAAAACUGGAACGGCAGCGGGCACAGGAGGAGCAGAUAAAGCGCCAGAAGGAGGAAGAGGAGGCAGCCCAGAGGGAGGACCAGGGACGGCCCUACACCCUGAGUGUGGCCCUGCCAGGCUCCAUCCUCGACAACGCCCAGUCACCUGAGCUUCGCACCUACCUGGCUGGCCAGAUCGCCAGAGCCUGCACCAUCUUCUGUGUGGAUGAGAUUGUGGUGUUCGAUGAAGAGGGCCAAGACUCCAAAACUGUGGAGGGGGAGUUCCGGGGAAUUGGCAAGAAGGGGCAGGCGAAUGUGCAGCUGGCCCGCAUCCUGCAGUACCUGGAGUGUCCACAGUACCUGAGAAAAGCAUUCUUCCCCAAGCACCAGGAUCUCCAGUUUGCAGGGCUCCUGAACCCCCUGGACAGUCCUCACCACAUGCGCCAGGAUGAGGAGUCUGAGUUCCGAGAAGGCAUCGUGGUAGACCGGCCCACCAGGCCAGGCCACGGCUCCUUUGUCAACUGCGGCAUGACGAAGGAAGUGAAGAUUGACAAGAAUCUGGAGCCUGGACUUCGAGUCACCGUGCGGCUAAACAAGCAGCAGCUCCCAGAAUGCAAGACCUACCGGGGAGUAGUUGUGUCCUCGCAGGAUCCCCGCACAAAAGCCGGUCUCUACUGGGGCUAUACCGUCCGACUGGCCUCCUGCCUCAGUGCUGUGUUUGCUGAGGCCCCCUUCCAGGAUGGCUAUGACCUGACCAUUGGGACAUCAGAGCACGGCUCAGAUGUGGCUUCUGCCCAGCUGCCCAGCUUCAGGCAUGCUCUCGUGGUGUUCGGGGGCCUCCAAGGAAUAGAAGCUGGAGUGGAUGCAGACCCCAACCUGGAAGUGUCUGAACCCAGUGUCCUCUUUGAUCUGUACGUCAACACGUGCCCUGGCCAGGGCAGCCGCACCAUCCGCACUGAGGAAGCUGUCCUCAUCUCCCUGGCUGCCCUGCAGCCUGGCCUCACCCAGGCGGGUUCCCGGCCCUCAUGAGGCCUCUGCUGGGUCUGGGAUAUGGAUGAAGCAUCAGGGAAGCCAGGG